AUGGACGAGUACACUUCUGGGUGUGACUCAUCGCCGACCACCUCUGUCUACAAUCUGGCAAACUCCUCCUCUUUUGAUCCACGUCUUGAUGAUGGGGGUAAGAAACAUGCACUUCGUACAUACACUUCGUUCAGCAAAGAGGAACAUCUUGCCACGAUUAAAUCCCUUCAAGGGGAUGACUUCAGCAACGGUGAUGCCAUUUUGGCCCUUCCACUUCCACGCAUCAAAUCACAACGUCUUCUGGCAAUUGAUUUGGCAGCAUUGCUAUGGCCAAAAAUGACCGAAAUUGCCGCCAUUAUCGAAUACGAGCGUGUGACGCUCCAUGGAAAAGCGGUUGUCCGCCUAAACAAACCGCGACAACUGAAAGAAGAGUUGCGCCGAAAGACAAAUACUGGUGGAAGGUUAGUGAAAGUCCAAGGUCCUUGGGCGGGUCAAGAACUUGAUCCUGUUGAUCUCAAGGGACCCGCUGCUAUUCCUAUGCCAGUUGAGAUUGGGAAAAAAGAGGACUUUGAGCCGAUUUUCCGCUUCUUGGCUCAAGACGUCGUAAUAACCGAUGCUGAUGAUUCCCAAGCUACAAACGGUCUCGAGCUUUUGUGGAAAACUCCUUUGGUGGAAUUCAAACGAGGAAUCGUUUACGAAGACGGCCGUAUGGACUUGUGCAAGAAGGUCGUGGGCCCCACCCACAUUGGAAAGUUGAUGGAGGCUUUGGAAUCCAAUCACCAAAUUCGUCACUUCUUGUUGGGGAAUAAUGCGAUAUCUACCACUAGGGCAAAACGGAUAGCAGAAUUCGUGCAGAAGCAUCCUGAUCGAAUGGAAACUUGGUGCAUUGCUGGAUGCCACAUCACUCGCCACGGUCUUUCAAUAUUAGUACCACAAAUGAUCAAGUCAUCUUCCAUCACAAAUCUGUGGUUCAAGCGAAACCCUUUCGGUCCAAACUCCAGCCUUCUGCUUGCAGAGCUGGUUCUUAAAACACAAAACCUCCGCACCUUGGAUCUUGAGACCACGGAACUGGGAAAUGAGGGAACCUCACAAUUCAUUGAUGCAAUCUGUGACAAACCCGCCUCACUUCGGCAUCUAUAUCUAAAUGCCAACGGAAUUGGUCAGAAAGCUUGCGCCGGUCUUGCCAAGUACAUCUCAUCACCAAAUUGCUCCCUUGAGAGCCUUUUUCUAUCCACAAACCCGUUAGGGGAUGCUGGUACUGAAGUUCUCUCGGUUGGUCUCGAGAAAAACAAGAGCUUGGUACGAUUAACUUGCGCAUCGUCUGGCCUCACAAGUAACGGGGUGGUUUGCUUGGCAACUGCAAUUGUCAAGGGCAAUGUGCCCAUCCGGACACUGGAUCUUGUUGCUUCAUCAACGACCAAAGCGCACCAGCAAAAGUUCAAUUAUCUUGAUGACAGCUGCAUCGAGUCUUUGAAGGCUCUCGUCAUGCACCAACCUCUCAGAUACCUGAAUCUCGUCGCACCGUAUUCAGUUCUGAGGGCAUACAGGAAAUUCGAUCUGCGGCUGCGAAAUCAGAACUAGACACCUAGUAGUCCAUAGAGUCGACGUCAAUGCAGUAAGUACGAAGCACGGAAUGACGGUGAUAUACGAGGGUGAAGCACCAGCCAGAUCAUGCUCUUUGGAGGUUGGAACGCGUAUGGUGAAGAACCAAAAGAAGUACUAUCCCCACAACAAGGAUUAUGACGAGUUUCUCAACAGCGAGGACUUCAGAUUCUUGAGAAAUACAUCUGACGGUUCGGAAGAUCGAUUCUAUGUAUCGCACCUUGGACAAAAGACUCGGGUUACCUAUGGAUGCAGUAUGGGAAGAGGGUGA
This is a messenger RNA of Hymenoscyphus albidus, 1813 nucleotides long. The record is from the annotation of a GenBank genome assembly. Lineage: Eukaryota; Fungi; Ascomycota; Leotiomycetes; Helotiales; Helotiaceae.